Messenger RNA from Prorocentrum cordatum, 2891 nucleotides. Lineage: Eukaryota; Dinophyceae; Prorocentrales; Prorocentraceae. The record is from the annotation of a GenBank genome assembly.
AGCCAUGUUCACAGGCGGCUCUGGUUCGCAAUGACGAGCUCGUCGUAUGUCUAUUUGACAGUCGGAAUCUGCGCUGCUGUAUUUCUCACAUUCGCAUGGAAAUUCGGACCUUUAUUUGAUCACUUCCGCGAGCACAAGCAGUGGCCAAGGCCGCAGUCCCGCCUGUGGGAGCUGCAGGGCAAGUUCCUCGUGGUGUUCUUCCUAUGCUCCACGGCAAACUGGCUGCAGGUGCCGUACGACUUACCUCUGUACGAAAGGUAUGGUCUGGACCAUACUGAUAUGGGGCAGCUGCUGGUGACCGGUUUCUUGUCAAGCCUCGUAUUUGCUGGCGUCGGUGGCUACCUCGCAGAUUCCUACGGCCGGCGCUUGGCUUGCCAGGUGUAUUGCGUGCUCACGGUGGUCGCGUGCCUCACCAGGCACUUCUCGUCGAUCGGCAUCUUGUUGUGCGGCCGAGUGUUCCAGGGCAUGGCCACGUCCAUCUUGAAUUCUGCAUUCGAGGCGUGGUUCGUGAGCGAGCUGCGAAGGGCGAGGAGCGACGCUGCAGAGAUGAGCAACGCCCUUGCGCACAUGCACCUGGGCGGCUCGGCUGCCGCGGUGCUGUCCACCGCCCUCGCGGCCAGCCUCUCCGCAGUGACUGGCAGAGGAGGCAGCCAGCCAAGCCAUGCCCUGAAUUCUGGCGGAUAUUGUGUACCGUUCGACUUAGCAGCGUUUCUAGCUCUCGCAUCAUUGGCUCUUAUGGGAGUGCUUUGGAGGGAGAACUCGGGUGAGAUCAGCAGAGAAUUUGGCUUGUCCACCGCGUUCCGGCUAGUGGCCGAAGACCCGAAGGUGUUGCUAUGUGGCGUAGUUGUCGCACUUUUUGAAGCCACCUUCUUCCUCCUCCAUUUCUAUUACGCGGGCGCGCUAAAGGAGGGGGCUGGAGAAAACGACAUACGCGAUUACUACAGUUACAUGAACGACCCCGAUGCUCACGACGGCUUCAUAUCUUGGGGCCUCGUAUACCUGAUUCUCGCCGUGUUCCUGAUGGCGGGCAUCGCCGUCUUCGGCAUUCUGGCAGGCAGCCUGCGCGACACGAGGCUCGCACCAGAGGCGCUGCUAUGCGGCGCACUUCUCGCGAGUGGUGUUGCGCUCGCAGUGUCCCUGCUCCCUUCCAGCAGGUCGGGUCUCCUCGCGAGCCUGGUCAUCUUCCAGCUUUUCUCAGGCAUCUACUGGCCUGCCAUGGCCGCAGUCAAGGGCAGCGUGGUGGAGGAGGGCAUCCGGGCGACCGCCUAUUCUCUGUACCGGGUGCCACUGAAUUUCCUCACGCUCGGCGUGAUGCUCGUAAGCGUCAGCUGGAGGUUCGCCUUCGGGUGCGGCGCCGUCGCCUCACUGCUCGCCUUCGUCGUGGCGGCCUUCCAGUUUAGGAGAUCAAAGAAGGACGCGUGGCAGCCCGCCUGCCGCUCUCAGCACUUCGAGCUCCGCGACGCCGACCAGGACACGGCGGAGACGCGCCUGCUCGAGGCGGGAGGGCUCUCCGGCAGCAAGCUGGGCAGCGAGUCGAUGAGCGAGUCGUUCGAGUCGACCGCCGCCCUCCUCCCGGCGGGCGCGUCCGACGGCGGCUCGUGGUUCGCGGCCGACACGGACAAGGUGACGAGGCUGCAGGCCGUGGCGCGCGGGAACUUGGCCAGGAAAGAAUUGGCAGUGCAGCACGAAAAGGUCACGAAGUUGCAGGCGGUUCAUCGCGGAAGAGCGGUCAGGCUGAGGCGAGAGAAGGAGAUCAAGGCAGCCACGAAACUGCAGGCGACGCACCGUGGACAUGCUGUCAGAAAGAGGUCCUCGCUGGGCUGGUGGCCCGACGAGCACACCGAGUGCUCGCCGCGCGAAAUCAAGUGUCCGCGGGGGCAUUCCAUGGAACUGCAGCUGGCCGACACUGGCUUCUGCGACAGGUGUGGGAGGACAGUCGAAGUCGGAGAGUUGGUUCAUGAGUGCAGCGAGUGCGACUUCUUCCUUUGCAGCGACUGCCAAAAUCAAGAGUCUUCUGAGCCACAAGGUAAGAGGACAGUAUUUGGGGCGACAGAGCGAUUUGAACCGGUUGUUGAGGCGGAAGAGCCAGCGAUUUCAAUAGAGCAAGCAGCAUCGUCUAAGACGACAUGUUUAAAAGGGCAUCCUUUGAAGUCGUGGGAGUGCGAUGUGACUUGCGAGUGCGACGGUUGUGCGAAGCCAAUAGGAAAAGGCGAGGCCGUCAUGGAUUGCGAAGUUUGCGACUACGUCUUAUGCCACACUUGCAAUGGUGGCACUCCAGCGCCACAAGUCCGGCAUGCCCCCGCUGCAGCAAAGAUGCCGCCGCCGAUCUCCAUGGUAAAAUGUCCGCAGGGGCACCUUAUGAAAAAGUGGAUUAGCGAUACCUCAGGUGACUGCGAUGGCUGCAGUAGAGCUAUCCCGCUUGGUGAGGCCGUCCUGGAAUGCCAGACGUGUGAUUAUUUGUUAUGCAAGGAUUGUAUCGCUCGGCAGCAACGCUCCCUCGACAAUGUUCCCACGGACUGAAGCUUGGAUUCGUUCUAGCAUGCGCAUUCCCGCAAUGAUUGCCGCGCUUAUGCUUUGGUACGGUUCACGUCGCCAGCCUAGUUCAUCGAUGUUGUUGGGAUGCUUUUAACUUCAGCACCGCUGUGUAGGUCAAGAGCAAUGCCUCGAGCUUCUCUUCGAGCAGAUUGUACGCGCAAAUGUCCCUGUGUAUCACCGAGUGCUGACACGCAACAAACUUGGGCAUGACCAGAACUGCGGUGUUUGCUGCUUCAAAAAAUGUUCAUUCUUCGUUAUGUUGUCAUUGCUACGUCCGCCCCGUGUUUCUCUUGCACACAUCGCCUGCCAUCAUCACUCUACCAUCAAAUGGCUUAUCCAGAUGGUGGUUGUUCACA